Molecule: messenger RNA, 4244 nt
Organism: Labrus mixtus (cuckoo wrasse)
Lineage: Eukaryota; Metazoa; Chordata; Actinopteri; Labriformes; Labridae
Gene: grin3bb
Product: glutamate receptor, ionotropic, N-methyl-D-aspartate 3Bb
Exons: 9
Coding region: 212-4051 (1279 amino acids)
Biological process (GO): ionotropic glutamate receptor signaling pathway; synaptic transmission, glutamatergic; modulation of chemical synaptic transmission
Cellular component (GO): postsynaptic membrane; plasma membrane
Molecular function (GO): NMDA glutamate receptor activity; transmitter-gated monoatomic ion channel activity involved in regulation of postsynaptic membrane potential
Source: RefSeq, a predicted model, not a curated record
UUUAGCUUACUCUCCCACACCUCCUCCUCCCCACUUUGACCUUCACUUCAUUUACUCACCUCCUAGUACUUCUCCUAUCUAACACCUCCUUUCCUUUCCUGCUCCUUCACUUCCUCCUCUAUAGUUUGACCUUCAUCUUUACUCUCGUCUUCUUCAGCACCUCCUCUACCUUGGGUACUUCUACUUUCUGAGAUGACACCUCCUUCAUGUUAUGUUACCGUCCUCUCCGCUUUUUCUCUGUGAAGCACCUCCUGCUUUCAUCUCUUUACCUCCUUUCUCUGCUUCCCCCUUUCUCACUGAUCUUCCUCUCUUUCAUCUCUCCUCUGUACCUCCUCUGUUAUUGGACCCUCCUCCCCUCCUGUCGUCUCCCUUCAGUCUCCCCCUCAGCAGGAGGAGCAGAAGUCUGUCGGCAGAGCGAUGCAGAGAGCGCGGCAUGAUGUCCUCCUCCUGGUCCCGGACUCUUCCAGUCUUCCUCCUGUUACUCCUCCUCUCGCCUCCUUGUCUCCUCCACCCUCAGCCGUGUCUCCUUCUCGCGCAGAUCGGACACUCGGUGCGCGUGGGUGCGCUCCUGCCGGCACAGCGCGCGGCUCGCGUGCGGGUCCAGGCGGCGCUGAGCCGCGCGGCGGAAGAGCUGAGGCGGGACCGGGACCUGGACCUGGACCGGGACCUGGACGUACAGCGGGAGCGGGAUUCCGUCCUGCCUUACAACCUGAGCCUGGAGCUGGUCUCCCGGCACCCCGCUGCGUCAGACCCGCAGUCCGUUCUGCGCGCGGUGUGUGAGGGCGUGGUGGUGCGCGCGGUGUCCGCCGUGCUCGCCUUCCCGCAGAGCCGCGAGGAGCUGCUACAGGUAGACCUGUUGGCGUCACACCUGAACAUCCCGAUCAUCAGCGUGACCGAGCAAGAGGAGCCGCUGCGCACACAGAACCCGUUCCACCUGCAGAUGCUGACCGGGGUUCCAGAGUCCAGUCUGUCCGAUCUGUUGCUGACGGUUCUCCGGCGGUCCGGUUGGAGGGAUGGGACUGUGGUUCUGUGUCGAGGUUGGGAGGAGUCUGGAGGUAUCCUGCGGCUCCUGGAUCAGACCAGUAGUGGUGCAUCAUGGGAUGGUGGGAGCGGUGCUGCCUGGCGCCUGCGCGCUGUCUUGAACCUGACACAGUCGUCACAUGACGAUACUCAGAUCCACGAUUUCCUGUCACGACACUUCAGACAGAACCAGUCCUCACCCGCGUCUGUGCUCCUUUUUGGAGCAGACCCUCAAUGCGCGGCAGGUGUUCUACGCAGUGCCCAAGACUUGGGACUCACGCUACCCAUGAUGCACUGGGUUCUAGGCAAGCCGCUAAGCCCUGAUGCACUGCACGCCAUUGGACUGCCGCUCGGCCUGCUGGCCUACGGAGAGGUACAGAGGAAACCCCUCGAGUUUUAUGUCAGAGAUGCUCUGCAGCUCAUCUCCAGGGCCAUCACCACAGCAACCAUGGUGAGACCGGACCUGGCUCUGAUCCAGAACACGGUGAACUGCUACGACACGCCUGAACACCAGGUACCAUCAUCAGGACAGUACCUGACCAGGUUUCUGUCCAACACGUCUUUCUUAGGUCUGACAGGUCCGGUCCGGGUCCACCUGAACCGGUCUCAGGUGGUGACCUCACAACGUUUCCACAUCUGGAGCCUGCGACGUGACGUGCUUGGUCAGCCCACCUGGGUGACUGUAGGCAGCUGGGAGGGGGGGGAGCUGAAGGUGGAGGACCAGGGAGUCUGGCAGGGACCCAAACCUCCCCACAGGACGGAAGGCGGGGGCGGGAGGACCAGGGGGCGCUGGAGGCCGGGGAUGCCAGUGGCGGGUAGCCGAGUCCGUGUGGUUACCCUGGUUGAACAUCCCUUUGUGUUCACACGGGACGUGGAUGACGAAGGGAGCUGCCCUGCUGGUCAGUUCUGCCUGGAUGCCAGCACCAACAGCUCAGAGACCCUGCAUAGGUUUUUCAGGGAGGUGGCCGGUGGGAACGGCAGCUUCCUGCCUGCAGAGUACAGCAAGUGUUGCUAUGGAUACUGCAUCGACCUGCUGGAGAAGCUGGCCGAGGAUCUGGGCUUCGAGUACGAUCUCUAUAUCGUUGGAGACGGGAAGUAUGGAGCGUGGAAGGCUGGGCGCUGGACCGGGCUGGUAGGAGAUCUUCUGAAUGGACUUGCAGAUCUGGCUGUCACCUCCUUCAGUAUCAACUCAGCGCGGAGCCGGGUCAUCGACUUCACGUCACCCUUCUUCUCCACUAGCCUGGGAAUCCUGGUGCGCAGUAAGGACACGGCAGCCCCCAUUGGAGCCUUCAUGUGGCCCCUGCACUGGUCUAUGUGGGUGGGCAUCUUCUUGGCGUUACAUAUCACAGCGCUCUUCCUAACGCUGUAUGAGUGGAAGAGUCCGUAUGGCAUGACGCCUCAUGGGCGCAACAGGAUCAGGGUAUUCUCGUACUCCUCUGCCCUGAACCUCUGCUAUGCCAUCCUGUUUGGACGCACCGUGUCCUCCAAGACCCCCAAGUGCUGGACUGGCCGCUUCCUAAUGAACCUGUGGGCAAUCUUCUGUUUGCUGGUGCUGUCCAGCUACACCGCCAACCUCGCCGCCGUCAUGGUGGGAGAGAAGACUUUCGAGGAGGUUUCAGGGAUCCACGAUGCCAAGCUGCAUCACCCCUCGUGGGGUUUCAGAUUUGGGACGGUGAGGGAGAGCAGUGCAGAGGACUACAUGAAGAAGAGUUUUCCUGAGAUGCACGAGUACAUGAGACGAUUCAAUGAACCGACUACACCUGAAGGCGUCGCCACUCUCAAGACAGAUCCUCCUUAUCUCGACGCCUUCAUCAUGGACAAAGCAUUGCUCGAUUACGAAGUUUCCAUCGACGCUGACUGUAAACUGGCAACCGUAGGGAAACCGUUCGCCAUCGAAGGUUAUGGUAUUGGCCUGCCUCAGAACUCACCUUUGACCUCCAACAUGUCCGAGUUCAUCAGCAGGUACAAGUCCGAGGGCUUCAUGGACCUGCUGCAUGACAAGUGGUACAAAGUGGUGCCGUGUGGGAACCGUGUGUUCGCUGUCACCGAGACUCUGCAGAUGGGGAUUGGUCACUUUUCUGGUCUGUUCGUGUUGUUGUGUGCUGGAGUGGGCGGAGCUUUGCUGACUCUGGUUUGUGAACACGCUUUCUACACGCUGGUCCUGCCGCACAUCCGCCGCCGGCAGAACCUGAAGUACUGGCUGCACACGUCACAGAAAAUCCAUCGAGCUCUGAACAUGACGUAUGAUGACGUAAAGAAGCAGCGAGUGGAGAAAGAGAAAAGCUGUAACCUGCAGAAGGCUCCGCCCCAGUCAGGCCCCCCCGCCCCUCCAGCCCCUGGAACCUCAGCCCGGUGGAACAACGAGACAAGUAAGGAGGACGCAGUGGAGGCUGCGGUGAAGGACGCCAGGGACUUUAAACGAGUCCAAUUCAACCUGGAGUCCCUAAACACCCGCCGCCUGCUCGCACGCAUCUCCAAGGGGAGUGGGGCUAAAUGUGAGGGGGAGGGGCCAGCCAAGCCACCGGCUGCUCCUAACAGCCGAGUGUGCCAGAACGGUGGACCUGCAGCUUCAUUAGCAAGUUUGGUGCUGUCCCUCCCCUCAUCGUCUUCCCCCUCUGCAUGUCCAAAUACCUCUGCCCCACCCUCUAUACUUAUAGCCCCCCUCCCUGCAAUAAAGGCCCCUCCUUCCUCCAAUGUGGCCCCGCCAAAGCCUGGCGAGCUGCAGGAGCUGCAGGAGCAGAUCGAGCAGAUGAGGGAGAAGUUGAGGACUGCUCUGGCAAGGAGGGCAGAGAUCCAGACCACUCUUACCAAACCUGUGGUCACAGAGACAAACACUGCCGCUCCUGUUACCACGACAACAACAGAAACAGAAACAAAAACAACAACAACAACAUCAGCUCUUCCUAGUGUUGCCGCCGUAACAACAGUGUCUGACCACACAAAGUGUGUGACGACCAUGACAGACCCUCCCCACAAAGUCCUGUCCAAAGUCCGGCCCUUUCCCAGAAGAUUUGCCAAUCAGAGGAGGUGAUGAUUUCUGUUCACAUGAACCACUACACACGGCGGCCAUUUUGAACUGCUGACAGGGAGUAGAGAUUUAACCCUUCGUUUUCAUUAGUUUAGAUUUUACCCUUAAUUUUUUGAGUGUAUUUAGAUAUUAGUUUGCUUCUUUAACAGUUUUUUCUGAUGUAGAAACAUUAAAACAGUAAAUUGAUUUAUAUCUC